This is a messenger RNA of Spodoptera exigua (beet armyworm), 217 nucleotides long. The record is from the annotation of a GenBank genome assembly. NCBI's taxonomy places the organism in Eukaryota, Metazoa, Arthropoda, Insecta, Lepidoptera, Noctuidae.
CCAGGGUGAGAUACUAACAUUGGUCAUAAGUUAUAUGGAUGACACAAAUGUAUUAUAAUUAUGUGCAUAUUGUGUAUGUACCUUGCUCAUUGUAUUAUGUACAUGUUCCAUUACCAACCGCUCGAAAAUUCGACGCGGCAGUAUGAUGAACUUUCAAACGCGUAUAAACAUGGACUAAUGAGCAAAUGAAGUAAUCACGCACUCACGAUAUCGACCA